Molecule: messenger RNA, 6323 nt
Organism: Pangasianodon hypophthalmus (striped catfish)
Lineage: Eukaryota; Metazoa; Chordata; Actinopteri; Siluriformes; Pangasiidae
Gene: pianp
Product: PILR alpha associated neural protein
Exons: 5
Coding region: 1226-1813 (195 amino acids)
Biological process (GO): regulation of immune response
Cellular component (GO): membrane
Source: RefSeq, a predicted model, not a curated record
UUUGUCCUCCUGAAACGAAUGAAAUACUUUUUCUUGCUCCCCCUUUCUCUGCUAGAAUAUGAAAAAUCGUUUCUCUAUUUUAUCUUCUUCUUUCUGUCUUCCAAAUCCGUUCCAUUUUCCUCCCCUGUUCUGUUUAAUUGAACCAGCUAAAAAGCAUAAUUAGCAUUUAAAUCUGUCUUUUACGGGACCAACCACCUCUCUCUCUCUCUCUCUCUCUCUCUCUCUCUCUCUUUCUCUCAUGCUAUCUCUCUCAUGUUCUCUCUUUCUCUAAUUCUCUCUCGUGUUCUCCCUCUCUCUCAUGUUCUUUCUCUAAUGCUCUCUCUCUCUCUUAUGCUCUCUCUCUAAUGCUCUCUCUCUAAUGCUCUCUCUCUAAUACUCUCUCUCAAGCUAAUUCUCUCAUGCUCUCUCUCUCUUUCUCACAUGUAUACUCUUUCUCACUCUCAUGUUCUCUCUCUCUCUUUCCCUCUCUCCCCUCUCUCUCUCUCACGCUCUCUCUCUCUCCAAGUCUCUGUCGCUAAGGCAACCAAUGCUUUUUCUCACUCUGACACACUCAGGCUCUCUCCCACUCCCUCCAUCAGCAGCGAGCGGUAAGCAUGUGGACUGAUGGCUGUCUACACACUGGUGAUCUGCAUGCAUUUGUGUGCAUGAGUGUGAGUGUGCAUGUGUGUUUCUCUUUUUCACAUGUAGGAGUGUUAAAGAUGUCAUUAGAUCUGAAUCCAGUUGUUGAGUUAUUGCCUGAGUCAGGAACUGGAUUAAAGCAGUGGAUGUGUCUACAGGUGUGUGUGUGUGUGUGUGUGUGUGUGUAUUGGGGGGUGUAGAAUGGGCAAUAUAUACAGUGAAAAUACUGUGCUGCUUUAGUUUCCACCCUUGCAUAUGUGUAUAUGAAUGGUUUUAUUAAUGUGAGUGUGUGCGUGUGUGUGUGUGUGUAAUUGGUUUUAUUAGUGUGUGUGUGUGUGUGUGUGUAUGUGUGUGUAUGUAAAUGUGCGCUGAAAUGUUCCUCUGAGGGCAUUUUGUGUGUGUUUGAUACUUGUGGUUAUGUAUGACUGAAAGACGUGAGUUAAUGUGUUUGUUUGUGUUCUCCGUCUCAAGCAGCAGCGUCGUUCCCCCCUACAGCCAUCUGUUUACGAUCUUUCAGUAAGUGUCAGGAGCCAAACGCUCCUCCUCUCAUCGUCUCCCUCUUUCAAGGGAUGAUCAGAGGAGCAAAGAACCAGUGAAAAGAGAAGCGAUGGAGCGAUGCUCCAUCUCUGGACUCACUGCUCUCUUGCGCCUCCUGCUGGUUGCCGUCGUUGUUUGCCCCCCUCCUUGCCGCGCGGCCGACGAGCCUGCCGACAUGCAGCUGUCCGCCACACCCCAGGCCACACCCACUCCGCUCUGGGCAGUCGACUGGGGUCCCACGCAGCCGCUGGAGGACGAGACGCAUCACUUCCUGCCCAGUCAGGAAGCCGAGGGCGUGAAGCAGGCCACACCCGAGGUGUGGCCGCGUCGCAGGAACGCCCAAGCCAACCAAACCCAACAGCAGCCGCUGUCCAUCGAAGCCAAGGACUCGGGAGAGGAGCCAGAACGAGAUGCAGAGGAAAGAGAGAUUGAAGAAGUGGAUCCUCAGUUUUAUGUGACCGUAACUAUCUCAUCUCUUCUGAUUCUCUCUGCACUCAUCAUUUCGGCCAAACUCUGUUAUGACCGCAGCCUCUCUCAGCGUCCUCCCCCUCUCUCCCUCGCCAUCCCUCGUUCCCUGGCCCAAGAGGAUAGCAGGCACACACUUCAGAGCACCCCCUCGUUCCCUGACAGAGAAAGACUUCCUGUGGUCAAUCUUUGAACAGCUGACUGUGCCAAGCUUGCUAAUCACAUCCUCUGGGCAUGGAAUGUGAAAAAAAGGGUAAAUAUGAGAACAAACACAGAACAUGCGAAACUGCAUGAAGAUGGAUACAUGAAAGAGAAUAUGUGUGGAUGGAUAAGGCUCUGAGGAUUGGGGCUGUAUAUAUUUGGUGACGUUUUCUGGAUGGAUGUACAGACAUGGAAAGGAGGCCAUACAUUCUUUCAAGAUGGAGGUUCAGGCUCUCUUCUUCAGCAAUUUUGAAUUUUUUUUGUUUUUUUUUUGGGCUUGGGUAGGGUGGGGUGGGGUUCUUUUGCCGUCGCACAUAUCGUAUUCUAUUUCUUUACUUACUGCAGCCAUUCCCGAAGGCUUAAUGAAUACUACCUGCUUGCUGAGCUGUAACGUCGUCUUCAUUAUUGGUUUACGAUCUGGUUUAUUACUCGUCCCGUUUAGUGAUUGCUCUCUCGCACAAACCUGUUGUUGUAUUUCCAAUGCCCUAUGUAGCAUUUAUUAAGGUUCAAAGAAUGACUGCAUUUUGUGCCAAGUGUGUUAAAUGUAGCCUAUUUUCUAUGGCUCUGUAUUUCGACUGUUCUGUUUUAUAUAGCUCUCACUCUUGGCAACAGCAAUGUGCUGAUGUUUACAACCCUAAAGCCCAUCAACCUCACACUAGAAAUCCUUUCGAUCUCUACAAAACACGCCUAUGAUGUGUUUCUCGUUAAUGUUUACAGAAUUGUGUCUGCACAUUGGUGAAUGUAUUAUGAUGACUUUAUAUGGUGGCAGACUACACCACUGUCGUCAGUGUUUAAGCUGCCAGAGAAACAUGGAAUAGUGGUUAAAAAUGAACUUGCUGAUGAUGGAGUAUUGUGAUUCAGAACUUAUGGCUGUGUACUGAACGCUUUGUGUAAGUGUGUGAAGGUUUACGAAUGGCCAGUCUUAUAUUUACAGCUGCUCUUAUAGAGGGAUUUUGACAUUUAAAAGCCAUGAAUACACUUUAGAAUUGUUGUAAUUUGGUGAAACUCCAUAGUGCAUGAUUAAAUUGCCCAUCCACUUGGUGUGACUGAAAUGCCAUGACAUUGUGGUGUUCACACUGUAACUGAAACACACCCGCUAUGGACACUUGUGUCUGUUGAAAACAAUCAAAUUGUUCGGUGUAAUAUACAGACACACACUUAGCCACAGUCAUUACAACACCAGCUAUCACUUGACAAUGUUCUUCUCAUUUAACCCGGUCAAUUAAGGUGACAAGGAAAUAUCCUCCAGAUGUUUUGUGAGACUUCUCACACUGUAAGACAAACGGCCAUGUCAUAUAUUCCUGCAGUCAUAGAACAGCUCAAUGGGAGAUCUUUUUGGCAGUUAAACAGGCAUUAGCAUACUCCACAACUGAAAAGACCUAAAUUAUUUGCUGUAGCAGCAAAGAUGAAGGAUGUCAAGGGCUUAAAGUGUUGCACAAGACAAUGGUUAUGGGAAGAAAUCCAUUCCCAGACCUGCCAACCCCGAAGAGGAGUAAUGCAUAGUCCUGCUGGCAUUUUUCAUGGGGUAGUUGCUUACAACUCAGUAAAAAAAAACCAAAAACAUAAGUACAUUACAUUUUCGAUGUAACCCUUUCACAAAUCACUUGUCUAAUGUCACUAAUAGAAACUGUGAAAUGGUUCACAGUUCUGCUGCUCGAGCUAUUUGAACAAGUCUGAGCACAGACCGAUGCAGGAGUGCAAAGCAAACAAAAGCAUUUUUUAUAUCUCUUUCCAAUUAUCUUUACAAUUAACAUUAUUUGUAAAGAGUUACUGACACUUCUGACACUGACUCUUCAUUGUAGGCCUAUUUUUGUGGUUAAAAUUUUCAUUUUAUGGCCACGUUUACUUUUCCAGUACUGAUACUGAUAUUGUUUCUUGAAAAACUACAAAGGCUGAAAAUGUGUAUAUACUUUAUUAGGAACACCUACUCAUUCAUGCAAUUAUCUAAUCAGCCAAUCAUGUGGCAGCAGUGUAAUGCAAAAAAGUCAUGCAGAUACAAGCCAGCAGCUUUGGGUAAUGUGUUCGUGUCUGUGGUAACACACACACACUCACCGAACAUUUUAUUAGGAACACUAUACUAAUACUGGGUAGGAGCUAUCCAAGAUGUUGAAAACAUUCCUUUGAGAUUCUGGUCCAUGUUGGAAUGAUUGCAUCAUGCAAUUCCUGCAGAUUUUUCAGGUGCACUUUCAUGCUGUGAAUCUCCUGUUCUACCACAUCCCAAAGGUGUUCUACUGGAUUCAGAUCCGGUGACUGGGAAGGCCACUGAAGAACACUGAACUCAUUGUCAUGUUCAUGAAACCAGUUUGAGAUGACUUUUGCUUUGUGAAAUGGUGCGUUAUCAUGCUGGAAGUAGCCAUUAGAAGAUGAGUAAAUUGUGGCCAUGAUGGUAUACACAUGGUCAGCAACAAUACUCAAAUAGGCUGUGGCAUUCAAAUGAUGAUUGAUUGGUAUUAACAGGCCCAAAUUGUGCCAAGAAAACUUUCCCCACACCAUUACACAACCCCCACUAGCCUGGACUGUUGGCACAAGGCAGUUUGGGUCCAUGGAUUCAUGCUGUUGGUGCCAGAUUCUGACCCUACCCGCUGUGUGCCUCGAGAUUCAUCAGAUCAGGCUACAUUUUUCCAGUCUUCAGCUGGCGUUUUCAUCUGCAGAACUGCUGCUCACUGGAUGUUUUUUCUUUAUUGCACCAUUCUGUAAACUCUAGAGAUUGUUGUGUGUGAAAAUCCCAGGAGAUCAGCAGUUACAGAAAUACUCAAACCAGCCUCUCUGGCACCAACAAUCAUACCACGGACAAAAUCACUGAGCUCACAUUUUUCCCCAUUCUGAUGGUUGAUGUGAACAUUACCCAAAGCUGCUGGCUUGUAUCUGCAUGAUUUUUUUGCAUUACACUGCUGCCACAUGAUUGGCUGUUUAGAUAAUUGCAUGAAUGAGUAGGUGUUCCUAAUAAAGUUCCUAAUAAAGUACAUAAAAUAUUUACAUAUUUUUUUCUCCAAAAUAUUAAAAUACUAAAAUGAAUCCUAACAAAAGAAAAAUUAGUAAGUCUCUUUAUACAUUGUGGUCCAAAAGUCUGAGACCACAUUGAAAAUCUGGGAAAAAAAAUUUUUUCAUGUAAAACUGGAAAUAAACAGAAGGUUUUAGAAUUUUGAAAUAUUUAAAACAAACACACUGACAGUGCACACUGUCAUUAAAGCAAAAAGGUGACAUAUCAAAUACUACAAAACUCUGAAAUUCAUGUAAAUAUUUCACCUUUCACUCAAGUUGUUGUCAAUAAUAUAAUUUGUAAUGAAAAUUGUUGUAUUAAAUUAGAAGAGAAUGCAAAAUAGAAGUAUUUUCACUAAUUGGUCUCAAACUUUUGGACCCCACUGUAUGUAAACAUUUCCAGUUCCAAAUAUAAAUUUCUUUUAGAAAUCAAAUUCCAAUCUUUGCUAUUUGUUAAAUGAUCCAAUAUCUGAUAUGUUUUCUCUGAUAUACGAUCCACCAUUUUUUUUGCUAGUAUCAGACUGUGUAUCAGAUCAAUGCCAUGUCUGCAGUUAAGUGAUGUUAAAUAUAUUCUUAUCUAAUGUUAGGCAAGCUGAACAUACACUGAUAGAUUUUAUUUAUUUAUUUAUUUAUUUAUUUAUGUUAAUGAACUCAGAACAUUCUCCAUUUCCCUUGACAGAAAGAGAGGGCACCUCAUCUCAAAACAUUAUUAAUGUGAGAUUGGGGGAAGGGGGAGGGUCUUCCAGGGGCUCAGUUAGACACCUGUGCAACUGUCAAUCAUUCCAGCUUCAUAUGUCAAUUGGCUCGUCUGGCAUUUUUAUUGUGGGGGGGGGGAAAGAGGACAUGGUGUAUUUUGCAGUGAUAUCUCAUAGCAGCGUAUUCUGAUGUUAAAAUGCAGAGCUCCUACACGAAAAGGUUGGCAGGUCUCCCUUCCUCAUCUUUGCAUCAGCAAACUGCCUGGUUCUUCACUCGUGUGUGAGAAGAGGAGCUUCACAAUUAUAUAGAUCAACUCCUCUGCAUAAUUUCAUCCACUUCCUGCUCCAAGCCGCCUAAUUUAGCUAUUAGCUGAUGAGUUAUAUCAGAGAAACAGGAGAUAGUAAACUAAAGAGAGAACACAUGUCCACAGCACUGGAGACUGCAGAUUGAGGAAACACUGUUUCUAUAUUGAAGUGAAACCUUUUAUGGAACUGAAUGAAAGGGCAAAAAGUUUUGUGAUAAACAAAUGUUCUGGUAUUUGCCUUGCAUAUAGAGACAAUAAUUUAUUAUUAUUGUGUUUUUUCUCAUCCGGGACAAGUUCAUUAUUCAGUAUGUGUUAAAAAUGUGUUAAAAAUGUCAGUGGUUUAAAGCACUUUGGGUAUGAAACUUUGUCUCACGAGCUCAAAGUUCAACUCCGCAUACAAGCUGUGAUUUUUUUUGUGAUGUAGUUUUAUAUGACGUAGCACUGCCUUAAGUACUGUGUGUGGUUAACUGUAUAAGAGAAAAGAUCAAUAAAAAUCCAUUUAUGGUGUUUUAAAAGUUGUGAA